Molecule: messenger RNA, 1440 nt
Organism: Trichoplax adhaerens
Lineage: Eukaryota; Metazoa; Placozoa; Uniplacotomia; Trichoplacea; Trichoplacidae
Exons: 4
Coding region: 1-1440 (479 amino acids)
Biological process (GO): cobalamin transport
Molecular function (GO): cobalamin binding
Source: RefSeq, a predicted model, not a curated record
AUGGAUUCUGAUGCCAAACACACGUAUGCGACACCGACACAUCAGUAUGAUCUUGCAAGACUCAGUCGGACCGAUCUCAAUAGUGAUAAUGCCCGUGUCUUACGCAAAUCAAUGAGGACAUCGAUGAUGAUGAAAAUCGCACUCCUGAUCUACGCUAUUGCCAUCACUGUCGUCGCCAUCGUCUUACUUACCAUAUCACAAUUGAAUAAAGAAAGUAAUCAUCCCUGUCGGAAUUUCUAUGACGAUAGGCGUAUCCUGGUUCAGUCUUCACAAGUUGUGGCUCGAGCUACCAAUUAUUUACUAGCACAUCAACGGGCUACUGGUGGCUGGGGGAGCAUCACAUUAACUUCUCAAGUGGUUAUUGCGUUACGUUUAGGCAGUGGAAUAAAUGUCGCACGAAUGGUAAAUUCAUCAUCCGCUGUUAGUUCUCUUUCUAUCGAUGAAUAUUAUGUAUCAGUAAUUAAAAAUGAUAUGUAUCAAGCCAACUCUUCUAUUACACCAGGCCAAUUGGCUUACAUUGUAAUGGCCUUACAUGCUAUGUGCAAGGAUACAAGCCAAUUUUUUGGAAUGAAUUUAAAUCAAAAAUUAAUGAACAAUUUAGAAGAUUAUCCAAGUAAAAAUUUUAAUCAUCCUUAUGCUUAUAGUUUAACAUUACUAAGCUUAUGCUUGACAAACAGUAAAUAUAAAUCGAAUCUAGUCCACAAAUUACAAGUAAUGCAAUCAUCAGAUGGAACUUGGGCUGAUUUAGAUACAACAGCUUUGGCAAUUUUAGCACUAAAUUGUGCUGAUAGCAGUAGUAAUAGUGCCAUAUCCAAAGGCAUCCAAGCUUUACUCUCCAAGCAAUCCAAAACAACUUAUCAAUUCGGGAAUGAGUAUACAACUGCUCAUGCGGUACAAGCUAUGCUGUCGCAAAGAAUACCUAUAUCAAAAUGGAAUUAUAUGAAAGUACUCCAAGAACUUAUGAAAUAUGAGAUCGCCAACGAAGGGUUUGGCAGAAUUGACAACACAGCUGCUGUAUUACCGUCGUUGGCAAGUGCAGUUUAUCUAGACUUGAAAACUGUAACCUGCGAUGAGCCAAAUGCUAGUACUGAAUCUCGUAUUAUCACUAUUGUCUACACUGUUCGAUACCAAUGUUUACCUUACGUCAAUCGAACAGAUGAAAAGUCAGUCGCUGUGGCAUCAAAAGCAGAUAGCCCUAUGCUAACGUUUAUGCGUGCUGCUGAAGUAAUCAAUCCGGCAUAUCGAUUUACAGUCAAAUAUCAUGCUACAUUCAGCGCUUAUACGGUGGAAAAAAUUAACAAUAUCUCAAGCCAAACAAGUAACCAAUUAUGUCAUUGGUUCCUUCAAGACGAUGUGACUAAUCACGAAAUAAUGUUGGGCGUUUCACACUAUAUGCCCCAAAAUAACGCUAAAAUAGCUUUUAUUUAUCGUAGGCCAUAG